This is a messenger RNA of Alternaria infectoria, 924 nucleotides long. RefSeq lists its product as uncharacterized. NCBI's taxonomy places the organism in Eukaryota, Fungi, Ascomycota, Dothideomycetes, Pleosporales, Pleosporaceae. The transcript has 2 exons. The coding region runs from base 1 to 924 and encodes 307 amino acids. The record is from RefSeq and is a predicted model, not a curated record.
AUGGCCACUUUUGAUGAAACCGAUCGCCGGUUUACGACGGACUUCAACGCUGCUAUUGCGCUGCUCGAACAAGACGAAUUCGAGAAGUGUACUGAGGCUUUGCGCAAUAUGCUCGCCGACUCCGAUAUCCCUAGGUAUCACCGCAUCAAAUGUUACACAAUGCUUGCAGGCAUUCUGGAUGACUUCCAUGAAGCAUACGUCUCUUACGUCAAAGGCGAAACCCUUUGGCGUAUUACGAAGCAAUGGCAUGGUAACGAUCCAAAUCCGGCUCUGAAAGAGGCGCUGGAUGACCUUCACGAGGGCUUGGAAGAGAUAAGGGAAGCUUUGGUCAACGACGAGGAACGGCCCGAGGACACACCAGUCCCGGACGUUGAGACAGAUGUGCUUCGUACCCUAGAGUACAAUUACUAUGCCAGACUGGAGGAGGACCAUGAGAUCGAAGAGGCAGAGAGAGAGACGUGGUCAGAGGACGAGAUGAGCGACGAGGACAUGGGCGGCGAAGAGGAAGUGAGCGACAAGGAAACGAAGGUCAAUGUCGAGCAGAAAUUGGGCGACAAAGACGAGAGCGAGGCGCAGAAGGCUACCGAAAAGGAGACAGCAGUACAGGGUCAAAAGCCAAAGGGCGAGAUGGUAUGUCUGAAAGGUAUUGCUGUCGAAGAGGUUGUGUUGACAUCGCGCAGGCGUUACCAUACCGUCCGCGACACAUACGCUGACCCACUUUGGGCGAAAACAAAGACAUCGUGUCAGAGAAGUCCUGGAGGCCAUAUGCUUGAUCGAACGAUCAGGUUUAAGUCUACGGUGGCACAGAACAGGAUAGACCAGACAAUCCAGCACCUUUGCCGGCGUCUAGCAUAUCGAUUCCUACACACAGCCUCUUUGAGACCUCUCUAUAGAGAGCAAAAGAUGAGAGUUUGUCAGGAAUAA